AAAAUAACGUCAUAUUGGUCGGCAAGAGCACCGGCUUCUCCCACACCCACAGCACCAGGACCCUUACUUACUUUAGGCCAUAUCUACUGCGCUUCCUUCAUCCUCCCCACGAGGAUGGCUUCCAUUUCCACUUGGUAUCAUAAUCAAUAUUCUACUUGGAAUCGCACUCGUCGUCUACACGCUACUCCUUUCCUAGCUCGCACGGAUACCCACACAUCUCGCACUGCUACCUCCAUGGCUCGUACAAAUACGCAGGAUGCCGUCAUAAUCAAUAUGGAUGAUAGCACAUCCAAGAAGGAGAAGAAACAGGAGACCCUCUUUGGGCCUAACAUCGGUGUUGUCAGCUCCACGCCCCAGUGGGCUCAGUCCAUGGGGCAAAAGGUUCCCGCAGAUAAUGUUUCUUCGCACAUCAUUCAGAACUGGAUCGCAAGGAGCAAAGAGCCUUCGCAACCAACAACUACUCUUCAGGCGUUGGUUAAUCUCAAACGGCCGACCCUCCGUUUGUGUCCUCUGACUAUCUCACCAGGAGAUGAUCCGGAACAGGUCGAUUCUCACCACCACCAUGGUUUGGAAUUCGAAUACGAUUGCGAUGCACCCAAGUGUCGCAUAAAUGUCAAUGUGGUGGUGCCUGCAGAUCACCCCUGUGCAGAGACCAUCGAUAAUACAGGCUAUUCGUGCAUCUCUGUUUUCGAAUCCGUCAUUGAUGGUGGUUUUGGAAAAAUGCUGCAGCUAGAAGAAGGUGCAACCCUCGAAUUAGGAAGGUUUGAGCAAAAGCAGACUGAGGCAGAGAAUGUCUCUUCCCAGGCUACUGGAGCUCCUGAGUCAUCUGGAGCAGAUGUCAAUGACUCCGCCCCUGCUGGCAGCAGAAAUGACCGCGCCCGGAAACGCUUCACAGGAUUUCAUUUCCGGAAGCGCUCCGCUGACAGGUCUGUGUCAGGACCUGCACUUGCCGUCGUCGAUGCAGAAGCAUCUGCACCCACCGUUGAAGGAAGUGUUGAGAAGGAAGAUAAAGAGGACACGAAAGACGGUGUCCGAGUUACUAUCCGCUUAUCGGCGUUGGACGAGGAUGGUAUCGACCUGUCUCUCGCCAAUGAGCAGGUAACAUACCUUCAUGUCGUCCGUUUUGGCGCUGCCCCACCCGAGAACGAAGAAGACUCUAGGCCUUGGGUCGUCAGGGUCGUGAAACGUGAAGCCACAAUCGGACCUCACACAUUCCACUUGCACGAGAUCUAUGGUCUUUCCUCUCAGUCCACCUCACCCCCAUCCUCUCAACCUCAGGCAGCCUCUCCCACAACGGAUGCACACACUUACCCGCCUACAUCUGCACCGGCAGCGCCUGUGCACGAGGAUGAGCCAUCGUCCGAGUGUUUACUCUGUCUUUCUUCCCCGCGUGAAGUCAUCCUACUUCCUUGCCGCCACCUCGUCGCAUGCAAGGAAUGUGCCAUCAACAUGGUCGAAUUCGGCGCAGGGGGUAACAUCGUCCACUCUGAAGACACCACAGCCACAACCACAGGCUCAGAUCGUGGCGAGGGUGCCGCCACAGAAGGUUCAGCUCCACCGCCCAUCACCAUCCCCCAGAACAUACGGAGAAAACGAAAGGCAAAAGGCUGGUUCUGCCCCGUCUGUCGUCAACCUUACACCUCGCUCUUGCGCAUUUCAACGGCGCCUCCAACAAAGGACAUAUCCGACGACGAGCACCGUGCUUCGGCGUCCAUCGAUGAGCACGAGCAUGAGGACGACGAGCACGAACGUGAGCAUGAGCAUGAAGACGAGCACGACGACGACCCGCUGUCCACACGACCAGUACCUGGCGGUAUGUUCAAUAGCAUCCGCUCAAGCUUCAUGCGCCGGAACACGACGCGCUCUGACGGCGGGCACACCGCCGAGGCUACAGAAGCCGAGCGUCCCCCCACAGAGGUGCCUGUGGGCAUCGUUUAGGGGUCGACGGCUCGUCGCUGUUCCGGUGUUGUCUGUGACGUCUAGGCGUAUGUCGGACGAUGUAGUACUUUAUUAUGGUUUCGGUCGUGUUGUGACUGACUAGCUGUUUUUGAACACUGAAAUAUGUUGUUUUCGUACUGAUUACUCUGGUAUAGUUUAUGUGUAGUUUCGUUCGACUCUAGGAUCUUUGUUGUACCGAUACCUAUCCGCGUGCUCUAAAUUAUCGGAUUAAACUGUCAAACAUGCC
Messenger RNA from Suillus paluster, 2185 nucleotides. RefSeq lists its product as uncharacterized. Bases 115 to 1938 code for a protein of 607 amino acids. Gene Ontology annotation, cellular component: cytoplasm. The record is from RefSeq and is a predicted model, not a curated record. Lineage: Eukaryota; Fungi; Basidiomycota; Agaricomycetes; Boletales; Suillaceae. Gene Ontology annotation, molecular function: ubiquitin protein ligase activity. The transcript is spliced from 5 exons. Gene Ontology annotation, biological process: protein ubiquitination.